AAAAUAUGUACUUAUCUAAAAUUGUAUUUAUCUAGAUGUACUUAGAUGACCCAACGCAAGAGCUUAAAGGGAUUAUAUCCUCUCAAAGUGAAAAAAUAUGUAAGUUAAAUAAAAAAUUACAAGAGUUUGAUUCAGUUGUUUCUGAAAGAAAUGAAUUACGAGAAAUUUACAAAGAAUUUGAACAAAGUAAUGAAGAAUGUACCAAUGGCCAUAAGAAAGCGUUUGCAGAAUUAUCCGCGAAGUGUGAAGAACAAGCGGAGAAACUUAAGCAAUUUGCGAGUGCAGAAUACCAAUGGGAAACUAAGUACGGGAAACUAGAAGAUGCCAACAACUGCAUGAAUCGUCAGAUAAAAAUUCUAAAAUGUAAUGAAAAUAAAUUACAAUCACAAUUAACAGAGACUGAGACAAAUUUGAAAUGUAUUCAGAAAGAAUUAUGUACAACUAAAUCGGAAUUGGAAAAAAAGAACUGUAUGGUCAAUAAAUUGAAUACAACUUUGAAAUCCAACGAACAAGAGCUCUGUAAAGUCCACAAGGAACUUGAGGAGCGGAAAAUUGAAUCCAAUAAAUUAAACGAGACAAACGAAGUUUUGAAUACGGAAUUAAACUGCACAAAAAAAAGUUUAAGUGAUGCAAAAUCUUCUGCUACAAGUAUGGAAGAGAGGUUCAUACAAGAGCGUGAUAAUUUAACAAAUGAAUUGAAAACAAGUUGUAAAAAAAAUAAUGACUUAGAGAUGCGAUACAACGAUGCAAUGUGUAAACUAAACGAAGAGAGAUGUAAAUCCAAAAAGUUUGCUUCAAAAUUAAUAGAUUUGAAUAAAGUGAGUGCAAAGAAUCACUUAGAAAUGAAAAACAGGGUACAGAAAUUACAAGAUGAAAUAUCUGCAAAGAAUAACGAAUUAUGUUCCUUGAAUAAAAAAGUCGUUGAGUUGCAGCAAGAAAAUAAUAGUAAGUGUACAGAAAUAAACGGAUUAAAAACUAAAGUUUACGAGAGGGAAUGUCAAUUAAAACAAAUGUCUUUACUGUCGGAAAAAAUUGAGCAAAUGAAGAGUUUUGCCGAAACUUGUUGUUGUCCAAAAAAGAAAUGCGAAGCAAGCUCUUGCAGUUGUCCAAAAAAGAAAUGUGAAUCUGCGAGCUCUUGUUGUCCGAAAAAAAAAUGUGAACCUGCAAGUCCUUGUUGUCCGAAAAAGAAAUCUGAAACAAUUCCUUGUUGUCCGAAAAAGAAACCAGAACCUUGUUGUGAAUCAACUCCCUGUUGUAUGAAAAAGAAACUGGAAUCAAGCUCCACGACAGAUAUAAAGCCUUCAUGCGGUCAAUCCAACAACACAAAAGCUGUGAUCCAAAAAUAUUCUACAAAAUCGAAUGGAUCUCAUAACGAUAUGUAUAAAACGGAACUAAAACAAUUGAAAUGUGAUCUAGAAGAUUUACAAAAAAGUAUUAGCAACAUCUAA
Messenger RNA from Diuraphis noxia (Russian wheat aphid), 1448 nucleotides. RefSeq names its product don juan like. The record is from RefSeq and is a predicted model, not a curated record. Lineage: Eukaryota; Metazoa; Arthropoda; Insecta; Hemiptera; Aphididae.